UUCACCGGGACCACUAGAAGUGGAAGACCAACGCGUGCCAGCUCGCGUUACGCGGACGAUGACACGGGUGGAGUUGGAGGUGGAGGUGUAGGUGGAGGUGGAGGACGUGGUGGAGGUGGAGGACGAGGUGGAGGUGGAGGACGAGCUGGAGGACGAGGCGGAGGCGGAGGUGGAGGACGAGGACGAGGUGGAGGUGGAGGACGAGGACGAGGUGGAGGUGGACCUUUCCUUGGUGACAUACCCUCUGCUUCUGGUGACGUGGCUUCCCAGUCCGCUCACACACAGUCUACUGAGGGGGAGAUGGAGGUGGAGAUGGAGGUGGAGAUGGAGGUGGAGGGGCAGGACGAGGAGGCGGAGAGGGAGAUGGCGCCGAAGAAGUUGCGCAUUCGUGGUGAAGCGCAAGUCCCUGAUGAGAGGAGGGAGCCUACUAGCCAGGAUGCGAAAGCCCUCAUCAUCCCGAACGAAAAAGACAAUUGGACAUAUGACAAGGGGGUUCUCCAGCCGUCGAGCAUGAUUGGAGCUCUUAUUAGGCAGUACUGGCCGGGCUUUUACACUCCGGUCCCCGGCGGCGAGAAGAAGCUAGCCGAGACUUGGGCGGACUAUGAGGCAGCUCCUUGCCCGGGCUUUGGGACAGCUUCUGACGCCGUGUACACCAAGUUUUGGACCCAUUAUAAGGUGCCUGAUGAUAUGGUUGAGCAAGGGAGGGCGGUACUGACUAGGGCUUGUCAGAGGUUGACAAGGCAACAGUGGUACAAUCAGAAGCAUACCUGCAUCGGGCACUUCAAGGCUGAGCAGGGCACGAGGGUCAAGAAAGCUGACAAUAUCAGGGACGAUCCUCAGCUGACAAAGGAAGAUUACUUCAAGGUUAUGCCCCUAUGGUGCGAGAAUAAGGAAGACGCAUUUGAGGCCUUGGUAGCGAGGUGGGUUGGCGAAGACGCCGACUUCAACGCCAAGAGCGCGCGCAACAAGGCAAACCGGGGCACUGGAGGAACACACAAGUGCGGGAAGCCGCAGCACCGAGCGCUACAGAAGCACAAGGAGGCGGAACUCGGGGAGCCUCUCACCGAGGUGGGAGGGUGGCGAGAAGAUGAAGCCGAAGCAGCCCGAUCCGAGCCAGCCUCAGCCCUCGCUGCCGAGUACUUCGGCUAUGCCGAAGAGGAGUUGGAGAAGUACUGCUCGGUGUUCAAGGGUCUUCAUCCGGAGGUGGAUGAUCCUAUUGAGCAGGAGACCGACUUGAUGGCGAUUAUGGUGGCGGGGAGCGGCGCGGAGCAUGGCCGCACGAAGCUUCUUAGUGGGGCUCACUUUGAGGCCGCCUACGCGGCCGCUUAUGAGAAGUAUUUGACGGUUGUAGCAGAGUGGGACCUCAAGAGAGCGGCUUGGGAAGAGUACCAGGAGGCGACGAGUCGGCACGGGAAGUUCGCGGAACCGACCCUCUCCCGGUUCGUCGCGCGAGGGCACACCGAUGCACCCCGGCCGCCAUUCUCCCGGUGCUUCAGGGUUUUCACUGCUGGCGAUGGUUCAGGCCAUGGUUCUACUUCGGUCUACCUCGACAAAGGCCGGACGCCUGAAUUUACGAGUCGGGAACUUGGUUGGACCCCCUGA
Molecule: messenger RNA, 1602 nt
Organism: Lolium perenne
Lineage: Eukaryota; Viridiplantae; Streptophyta; Magnoliopsida; Poales; Poaceae
Source: RefSeq, a predicted model, not a curated record